AUGGGCACACGGCGGUUGAGAAGUGGACAGGGGAUUCUUACUCCUUCAUGGAAUCUGAUGUCACCUCUGUUAUCAGGGAUUCGAUUUGACUCUGCUUACGACUUAACUGUUUGUCUUGAUACAGCUUUGAAGUUUGGGUUCAGCAGUCUUGCUUGUAAUUUUACAGAAGAUAAUUUGAAGUCUUGGUUUACAGGACCAACGAAUGGGUUUCCUUGUGAGGAGCAGUGUUCGUUAACAGUGAAUACAGAUCCAAAUACAAUAUACAGACUGAAGAGGGAGAGAUUCUGGCUGAACAAUACCAUAAGAAGAGCACUAAAUGUCAACAACAGAAAUGGAUGUCAGACUGAAAAUCCAGCGAUUGAUAUAGAAGUGAGAUGUAUUUUGGAUGAGUUUGAAGACUACUUUGGACUUUUGUGUUCAAAAGACACUGAUUGCUGGAGGGCCAAUACAUUAUGCGUUAAAUAUGGGAAAGUUGGAUCGUGCGAAUGUAGGAAUGGAUUUGUUCGGAUUUAUGGAGAUUGUACAGCAGCUGCAGAAAAAUUUAAAAUGGUGGAAGAAACAAACACUGGAAUAAUAGCAGGAGUCGGUUUUGGAUGCUUUGUCUCUGGCGUUGUCAUUAGUCUAUGCAUUGUCGUCAUCUAUAGACAAAGAAAUGCCCUACGACAGCACAAAGAUUCGAAUAAUGCUGUUGAUAAUCGUUCAUAUGAGAAACAUAUAGAAAUUACGCCAUCAAGACAGACUCCUGAUAUGGUAUCUCGUUUGCCACCAACCAUCAAAGAAAUCACCUACUCCAACAUUAAUGGGGAUUCCACAAGUGCAAAAGAUGAUUUAUAUAAUCACCUGAACGAAGAAGGAAAGGCUACAACUGAUUUAGAUGAUUACAUGUAUGACCAUGCUAAUCCUGUCAUGGAACAGAUCGAACCGGAUGAAGAUUACAGUCACCUUACAAAUGAAAAUGGGCCAUUACAAAACACGGACCAUUAUUUCUCUUUGGAAAAACAUAAAUGUUGACGAUCUUAUAUAUAUAUAAGAAUUUUUAUACAUUUCCUAUUGUAUGUACCAUCAGCGCCAGUGCAUAUGUACUCGUAAAAUGAAAGCAAAAGAUGUGACAUGCACAAUUUUUG
This is a messenger RNA of Saccostrea echinata, 1124 nucleotides long. RefSeq lists its product as uncharacterized. The coding region runs from base 1 to 1011 and encodes 336 amino acids. The record is from RefSeq and is a predicted model, not a curated record. NCBI's taxonomy places the organism in Eukaryota, Metazoa, Mollusca, Bivalvia, Ostreida, Ostreidae. The transcript has 7 exons.